AAGCCGGUAUUGGAGUCCGAGGAGGAGGAGGCAAGGUCUCUUCAAUUUCAAAAGACAGAGAAGCGACGAAGCCACAAGAAGGGGUUUCCACCAUACAAGAGCCCACCGUGGGGGGAGCCCACCGGAGCUGAGAGCCACCACUGCUCCAACGGACUCCUUCUCUUCUCUCUGCUUCGCCUUCUCUUCCUCACCCUCGUCCUCUCCUUGCCCAGGUCCUUCUCUCUUUCCAGCUGGCUUUUCUCGAAUCCGGGAUCAGCUGCUUGGAAAAGGCAGGCAAGUCUUCCUGGCCAAAGGGCCAAAUUUCUGGUUUUGAGUUCUAUUGUUUACUCUCUUGCAUUCCAAAUUCCCUUUGUCGCGUGGGUUACGGCGUUUCUUGUUUAAAACACCCACCAAGCUCAGCUUUUUCAAGCGUUUUGACUCUGAAGCGGGAUUUGGUGGAUGACAGUGUUGAAGAGAAAUCAAGGUUGACGUAGCCGUUGAGCACUUUUGGUUUGGAGUUUCCGCUAAGAGAACUAUUUGGGAAAUUCCUCCUUGUAUACCUGGGUUUAUUGAGGGCCAAAACAUUGGUAUGGGUGUUGCAAAGAGCAACAGCGGUUCUGAACCUUCGACUUCUUACCACUGUUUCAAAGUAGCUAGUCUAAGUGAAACUAUCCUGGACACAAAGCAGUCUUCAAAUUUGAAGGAUCGUUAUGUUCUGGGCGAACAGUUAGGUUGGGGACAGUUCGGUGUCAUUAGAGUGUGCACGGACAAGUUGAGUGGAGAAGUUUUAGCCUGUAAAUCAAUUGCUAAAGAUAGAUUGGUCACAUCGGAUGAUCUGCGAAGUGUCAAACUUGAGAUUGAGAUAAUGGCUAGGUUAUCUGGCCACCCAAAUGUUGUGGAUCUCAAGGCAGUUUAUGAAGAGGAGGAUUUUGUACAUCUGGUGAUGGAGCUUUGUGCUGGAGGUGAGCUAUUUCAUCGGCUAGAGAAGAAUGGACGAUUUUCUGAAUCUGAAGCCAGGGUUCUCUUUAAGCACCUCAUGCAGGUGGUUUUGUACUGUCAUGAAAAUGGGGUUGUUCAUAGAGAUUUGAAGCCUGAGAACAUUCUCUUAGCAACAAGAGCCUCCUCAUCUCCAAUUAAAUUGGCAGAUUUUGGGCUUGCAACCUACAUCAAGCCUGGGCAACGUUUGCAUGGAUUAGUAGGGAGUCCAUUCUAUAUAGCUCCAGAGGUACUUGCAGGUUCAUAUAAUCAAGCUGCUGAUGUUUGGAGUGCAGGUGUCAUUCUUUACAUUCUACUUAGUGGAAUGCCUCCGUUUUGGGGGAAGACUAAGUCACGGAUCUUUGAAGCUGUUAAGGCUGCUGAUUUGAAGUUCCCAUCUGAACAUUGGGAUCACAUUUCUAGAUCAGCUAAGGAUUUGAUUAAGGGAAUGCUCUGCACAGAAUCUUCUCGAAGGCUCACUGCUCAGCAGGUUUUAGAUCAUUGCUGGAUGGAGAGCAAUCAGACAAAAGCUGAACAACUAAUUGAAUGUGACACCCAAAGUUGUUGUGAAUGGGAUGUUGGUGAUAGCUCAUUCUCUGUCUCCUUUAUGCCCAGGAAUCAGGACAUCAGCUUUGGUGCUGAAUCUCCUACAUGUGAUGCUCAGUCACCUACUUUCACAUGCAGAUCAUCAUUUUCUUCAUUUCUGGUGGAACCAUCAACUCCUUGUUCAGCUUCGGGUGGGUUUUCAUUCCAGAGUCCUGGUGAUUCUGCUGGUUCGGGUUUCUCUUCUCCUGUUUCUUCAAUGCCUAGCUUUGCAUUUCUCAGCGCCAAUUCUGUUGUUGAGAAAAGGAGUUGUACAUUAGAGUUGUCAACUAAUGAAUCUGUGAGGACAAUUCGUGAAGAAUCAAGCUUGGGAAAACUACUUCUAUCACCAGAUUCAACUCUUUGUUGUGGACCGGAUGUUAAAGCGAGUAGUCGUAAGCCAGUGGAGGCUAAAAGGGCAGGUGGUGCCAAUGGACAUAGGGUUUUGGGAAUCCACAGCAAGAGAAACCGAACAAUUGGACUUGGUGAACGUGAGCAACUUGACCUUGUGGUGACCGAAUCUGUCAUUCGAUGGUCGUCAUGCACGCAACUCCAAACAUCUCUUAGGUCAUCUCUUGUCUGCUGAAAACACAAUGACUUGUUGACGGAUUAAUUAAAGAGUGGUUGAUGCAGUGCCCCAAGUUGGCAUACAUGUGGAAGUUUUGCCUGCCUAAGAUGUACAUGAUAUCUGCAUUUGAAUCAAGUUUGCUGUGUCAGAUUGAUGUUAGUUUUAGCUUAGAUUUGGCAGCGGUUUUAUUAUGAUGUUAUGUUUUCAUGUCUAUUACCACGAGUGUGAGAAAAAUGGCAGUCUUGCCUUGUUUGUAAAGGAAGUUGUUUUGAUAGACAUAGUUCUUCAGUUAUCAAUAUCACGGCGUUUUUGUAACUCA
This is a messenger RNA of Prosopis cineraria, 2423 nucleotides long. RefSeq names its product calcium-dependent protein kinase 26. Gene Ontology annotation, biological process: peptidyl-serine phosphorylation; protein autophosphorylation; intracellular signal transduction. The record is from RefSeq and is a predicted model, not a curated record. Gene Ontology annotation, cellular component: cytoplasm; nucleus. Gene Ontology annotation, molecular function: calcium/calmodulin-dependent protein kinase activity; calcium-dependent protein serine/threonine kinase activity; ATP binding. Lineage: Eukaryota; Viridiplantae; Streptophyta; Magnoliopsida; Fabales; Fabaceae.